AUGUCAACCAAGAAGUGGGAAAAGUUAAUAGACAAGGAAAUGUUAAUUAGUUUGGUGGAAGAUAGGCCAGUCCUUUGGGGCAAGACGCUGGAUAAAUAUAAUGACAAUACUGCAAGUAUUGCAGGUUGGCGCGAAAUAUGCAUUAUUUUAAUGGAGGAUUUUGAGGCUAUGGAACAAAGACAAAGACAAGAGUUCGGAAAACUUGUUAUGAAAAAGUGGAGACAGAUGGGAGAUGCCUGGGCGAGAACACUAAAAGAUAAAAAGAAUUGCAAGACGUCUGGUUCCGCUGUCUCAAACACGAAGCCCUACAAAUACCAUAAUCAGAUGCUGUUUUUGAAAAAAGUAGUUGCUGCUGUCAGGGGUGUUAAACCUAUUACAAAUAUUAAACAUAGGAGAGUUGGCCAGUCAACUUAUGACUGGUCAGCCUAUACACAAACAUCUGGUGCUAGUCACUAUCAAUCCCAGAGCUAUUUUAGCAGACCACAGCCUACUGAUAGUGCACUAUCGCCAGUACAACCUGUAUACAGUGAUGCUAGCAGACCACAGUCUACUGAUAGUGCACUAUCGCCAUUACAAUCUGUAUACAGUGAUGCUACGUUAGAUCUGUCUGAGUUUUAA
Parnassius mnemosyne (clouded apollo) is the source of this 618-nucleotide messenger RNA. The record is from the annotation of a GenBank genome assembly. NCBI's taxonomy places the organism in Eukaryota, Metazoa, Arthropoda, Insecta, Lepidoptera, Papilionidae.